AAGUGUUCUGGUUUGGGGGAGCCCAUGUGUUUGUCAUUCCCCAGAGGCUGCCUUUGUCAGAUGCUGCCUCCUCCUCCCCCUCUUCUCUUGUUGGAGGGGGUGGGAGGCAAGCCGGCAGGGGAGGGGCUGCUGCAGACUUCGGAGCAUCCAGCUCUUUGCAGCAGCAGCAGGAGGAAGGAGGAGGAGGAGGAGAGGCUGGCGAAGGUCAGCGGCUAAGCCGCCUUGCUUGGUCGUGGGCGGGGAAGAAGAAGAAGCAGCAGCAGGAGGAGGAGGAGGAGGAGGAGGAGAGGCCAGCCUUGCUGCCGGUCUGGGGAUCUGCCGGGAAGGAAAGGCAAGAAGAGCCAUGGCUUCCGAGUGAGGCGAGCACCUUCCUGGACCUGAAAGAGGACCUGCAACGCCUCCAAUCCCCAGCCAUGGCAGAAGCAGUUUCAUCAACUGCCUAUGCAUCUCCAGCAAGAAGCCUAGGAGACCCAGGAAUAACACCACUGUCUCCAUCCCACAUUGCGAAGGACUCUGAAGCAAAUGACACAGAGGAGCAGUCAUUUCUUGUUGUUGUGGCUGUUGAUUUUGGCACAACUUCUAGUGGCUACGCCUACAGUUUUACCAAGGAACCAGAAUGCAUCCAUGUGAUGAGGCGAUGGGAAGGAGGGGACCCCGGUGUGUCCAACCAGAAAACACCAACAACUAUCCUCUUAACACCAGAAAAAAAAUUCCAUAGUUUUGGUUAUGCAGCCAGAGAUUUCUACCAUGACUUAGAUCCCAACGAGUCAAAGCACUGGUUGUAUUUUGAAAAAUUUAAGAUGAAGCUUCACACAACUAGUAAUCUGUCCCUGGAAACAGACUUGACAGCUGCAAAUGGAAAGAAAGUCAAGGCACUUGAUAUAUUUGCUUACGCUCUGCAAUACUUCAAGGAACAAGCGUUGAAGGAGCUGAGCGAUCAGGGAGGAGAAACAAUUGAUAACUCUGAGAUACGAUGGGUCAUCACGGUGCCAGCUAUCUGGAAGCAACCUGCAAAGCAGUUUAUGAGGCAUGCUGCAUAUAAGGCUGGGAUGGCUUCCCCCGAGAAUUCUGAACAAUUAAUUAUUGCUUUAGAACCAGAAGCGGCUUCAAUCUACUGCAGGAAACUACGCCUUCAUCAGAUGAUAGACUUGGGCAGCAGAGGACCCGUCAAUGGUUAUAACCCAAGUGAGACCAUUGGCACUGGCUUUACACCAGCUAAAGAACACAUUCGACGUAACCGGCAGAGCCGCACUUUUUUGGUUGAAAAUGUCAUAGGAGAGAUCUGGUCAGAGUUGGAAGAAGGAGACCGUUACAUAGUUGUUGACAGUGGAGGAGGAACAGUUGAUGUGACUGUCCAUCAGAUCAGAUUACCUGAAGGACACCUGAAGGAACUCUACAAGGCAACAGGUGGGCCACAUGGUUCCUUAGGAGUAGAUUAUGAAUUUGAAAAACUCCUGUGUAAAAUAUUUGGAGAAGAUUUCAUUGAGCAAUUUAAAAUUAAGCGACCUGCUGCCUGGGUUGAUCUGAUGAUAGCCUUUGAAUCCCGCAAGAGAGCAGCUGCCCCAGACCGGACAAACCCAUUGAACAUCACUCUGCCUUUCUCAUUCAUUGACUACUACAAGAAAUUUCGAGGUCACAGUGUGGAACAUGCCUUAAGGAAAAGCAAUGUGGAUUUUGUGAAGUGGUCAUCACAAGGAAUGCUGAGGAUGAGCCCAGAUGCCAUGAAUGCACUCUUCAAGCCCACUAUUGAUGAAAUCAUAAAUCAUCUCAGUGAUCUAUUUGAAAAGCCUGAAGUAACUAAUGUGAAAUUCCUGUUCCUGGUGGGUGGAUUUGCUGAAGCUCCACUUCUUCAACAAGCUGUCCAGAAUGUCUUUGGUUCCAAGUGUCGAAUCAUCAUUCCGCAAGACGUGGGCCUCACUAUCCUGAAAGGAGCAGUGCUUUUUGGACUGGAUCCUGCAGUCAUCAAAGUGCGCCGUUCCCCCCUGACCUAUGGGGUGGGGGUCCUGAAUCGUUAUGUGGAAGGGAAGCACCCUCCAGAAAAGCUGCUAGUUAAAGACGGCACUCGCUGGUGCACUGAUGUCUUUGACAAAUUUAUCUCUGCUGACCAAUCAGUGGCUCUUGGUGAGGCUGUGUCACGCAGUUAUACUCCCGCUAAGCCUUCGCAGCUGGUCAUCGUGAUCAACAUCUACAGCUCAGAACAUGAUAAUGUCAGUUUCAUCACUGAGCCAGGAGUGAAAAAGUGUGGCACGCUCCGCCUGGAUCUCACAGGGACUGAUAUCAGUGUGCCAAGCCGGAGAGAAAUCAAAACACUCAUGCAGUUUGGGGACACUGAAAUUAAAGCCAUGGCAAUUGAUGUUGCCACCUCGAAAAGUGUCAAAGCUGGUAUUGAUUUCCUAAACUACUAAUUGGCAUUCCUCCCUUCCUCACCUCUUGUCAUUUCAGUGCUGUUUCCUCAUUUUUCAUGUGUCGCCAAGUGGACUAGAGUUUUAGCUGGAUGGGUAAGGAUAGCCGUUGGGAGAAAGUGUCAUACAUUUUUGUUGUUGUUGUUGUUGUUGAAAUUAUCUAUUUAAGAUUCUGAAAAUAUAUGCUUAUAAGGUGCUAAAUGUGGAAACUGAUAACCCCCAAAGGCUAAUUACCUAAUGAGAAUUGGUCAUGUAAUGUCACUGCUUUUUUGAUUAGGAAAAUAAAAUGCCCUACUCAAUGUAUUUCAUAUAUUCUGGAUUUAGGGCCCCAAUUAGCAAAAGUUGGUGUCUCCGGUCUUAUAUGUACAAUUCAAGCUAAAUUGGCUAAAUCAAAGUGGCCGAUGGGCUUAUCAAUAAAAUAUGCUAAGGCUAAAUCAAAUAAAUAAUCCUAAAUAGAGUAGAUCCUUUUUUUAUUGGUGCAUCACUUCAGCAGCCCUAGCAGGUUAAGAGGCAAGGAACACAUAUUUUUUUAAAAGAAUUAAAAACAAAUUGAAUUGUGUAAGCUUGAGGUUUGGCUUAUACUGGCCAGAAACACCAAACUGGGACAAAAGUAAUUCCUAAAAGACCCACACAACAUCCAGGGAAUUCCAGUCUAUAAUGCAGGGCCACAAUGGUUAAUCUAGCUAUACCCUGCAUUAGUAGAAGUCUGGGAAUCAACUGGAGUUUCCGCAAAACAAUGGAGCAGCUCCAUAUUUCAGGAUUGGUGGGGUCAGCUGAACUGGUUCUAAUCCAAAUUGGUCUACUAUCCAGACAGGCGAUUGCCACCAUCCCUUUUCCCUGUUGUCUGUGAUGCAGGAAAAUGAGAUGAAAUAUAUCUUUGCUGUUCUUUGUCACAAUGGUAGCCAGCCAUCCACAGAGCUCCAGGCUGUUGCCAGGUACCUUUGCUGAUGUCAGCAAAUGGUCUGCAAUGGCCUGGAGCUCUGGAUCCUGACAUCAGCAAAGGUGCACUGAAGCUUUAUGGCUGGCUACUGCAGUAACAAAAACAGCAAAAGAUGACCACCCAGUAGGGCCAAACCAGUUUCAGUCUGAUUGGUCUGGACUCCACUCCCACAGUUUAGUGGCAGAGCAUGUAAACAACUCCACAAAAUCGGAGUCUGGUCUGAAGCUGCAAUGCUUCAGACCAGCCUCGGGUUUUGUGGCUCAUGUAGAGCCAACACUUGUAUAACUGCCAUUGAUUAAUUAGAUUCCCUCCAGAUUUAGGCCACUGAAAUAGCUUAAAAGAGCAUAAUGCCAUUAGUGCAACACUGCAGUGCUGUUUUUUAAAUUUGUAUUUUAUUUACUGCUGCUGCUGUUGCUACAAGUGGCAAAUUAUAAGCAUUUGAUGAUUUUUAAACCUCACCUCCCUUAUUUGUAUAUUUAAAUUCAACCUAGAUUUUAAAACGGAAUAUUUCAUUGUUCAUGGUAAUACUGAAAUGGAAGUUACAGUCCAGUUUUAGACUUUGCCCUUCUGGUUAACAAAGAACACUUGCUUACUGAAUAUAAGCAUAAAAGAAACAAUUACUCUAACAAAAUUCCAAACCAUAAAAUAUAUUUGCUCAGGAUUCUACCUGUUUAAGGUCAGUUUAAAUAAUGAAGCUACCAUUACAUUUCCAGAACAUUUCAUAAAGAAUAGCCUUUAUUUAAUUUUGUAGAUCCCAUACACAUGUAUCAUAGUAGUCAACAUCAGAGGAAAGGCAUCUCCCCACCUCCAAUAUGGGAGAAAAGAGGCACUGCUUCUGAACAUGGUGUUUGCCAGUCACUGCUAAUUAAAUAUGCGGUCUGAUUGAGCACAGAUUAAUUAGGUGCUGCAGCCCUUGUAUUUGCAUUUGCUCCUGUUUUAUUUAUCAUUGGAAAGAGGCAAUUUUGCAAAAGUCCCAGUAGUGUUUAUUGUUUACAUUUGAACCUCCUGCAACAUGUAGAGUUUGUUUAUUAUUACCUGUUUCCAAAUAGCUCAUAAAUAAUAUCCAGUCCUUUUGCAGCACAAAACAAACCAGUAUAGUAGUAGAAAUCAGCCAGAGUCGGAGAAAUCAGAUAUCUAUGAAGAGUGGGAUAGAAAUACUCUAAAUAAGUAUAUCAGUUUCUGUUCUCAGGUUGGUGAAAGAAAAGGGACAUUUUCAUUGCUUUCCCUACAUAUGCCAUGUUUAGGGGAAAUAUUACUGUAUUGAAAUUUAUUGUAAGAAAAGUAACAUAUUUCAUUGGAUUGACUUAGUUGAUUUCUUGAGGGGGUAAUACAAAAUCUCACAUUAUUUAGAAUUUUUUAACAGGUGCAUGUGCAAAUACACAGUGGUUAUUAAAUCCACAACAAUAUAUCAAACCAAUUGCUUGUCUUGAAUUUACAUUAAUAGCAUUGUCCUUCCCUUUGUUUGUCCCUUUGAUGUAACUGCAUAUCCAGUGUUGCAGACAUGAGUAUUCUUCUGAUGAGAUGUGCCGUUUCUAGCUUUCUCCUCUUGUGUGCCUUCUCAUCUCUAUGACAAGCUAUGUCACUGAGAAGUUCAAACUGGAUGUCUAUAUACAUUGCCAACUGACAAGGAAAGAACAGCAGACCAACAUUAAGCCAUGUUGUGUCUCACCAGAAGAGGGAGCAAAGACAUCAGCUCUGGGUACUAUUUGAAAGGCUUCCAAGAGGCCAGACAGGCAAUUCCAAACAUCAAGAGAAUAAGAAACCUGUGUUUGAGUGCUGCCAGCUUCAGAAUGAUCAAAUCUGAUCUCUUCAGGGUUGAAUUAGAAUAGCUAGGCACCCAAUGACACAAGCACAUAUGUAGACAAGUGUGUGCAUAUGUAUAUGCAAGCAAUUUCAACUAUAUCAGGAUGAAGCUCCUGGUUUCCCUGGAGUGACAUAUUAUCUACCACAAUUCACUUAUAUGAUGCACCCCAGACAAAUUCACCAAAUGUAAUUGGGAUAGCUUGAUAGCAACUCAGUUCUUCUCUUGGUUGGAAGGUCAUUCUGGAUUCAUAAUAGAUAGUCCAAUACUGUGUCAUUUGAAGCUAUAUAAGGCUGCAGGUGCAUUGCGAAUGUCAGGAACAUUAUAUUUGAAGCCAGAAACACAUACACACACUAGACCAGAAAUAUCUGCUGUUACUGGCUGGAAAAAGCUAACACUUUUCAAAAUAGUUGGAGAAAACCCAUUGUCACCCAUUAAAAUUCAUUGUUCUUUCAAGAACCCAGAAGAGUAAUUGUUUAGUUGAAUGCUUUUCCUAUUAGCUAUGUAUGAGUGAAAAGCCAUAGACUCCCUUUAUUUUUUAAAAAAAGUAAAAUCUCAAUCCUCUAUCACAUAAAUAUUUUAAGCAUCUGGUACACAUUGUGUAAACAUUUUCCAUUCUCAAUAGAGAAUUUCAGAAGGUAGGUCCUUUGCAUUAUAUCCAUUAUAUCGUUCCCUGAUAGAAUGUGAAAAUGCUUUGCUGGAUUAACUUUCAGAAGGAAGGACUGGAUCAUUAGAAAGACAGUAUCUCACUUGCUGUUGCUUGAAUAAUUAUUCUACUGGAAUAAUUAAAAAGUGCAUGCUGGCUCUCUCUUCUUCUUUGAUCCUGCCCAUUGCGUCCUUCCAGGCAAAUACUUAAUUUGGUUUUCUAGCUCAGUUAGUAUGUGGCCUUCCAUAGUUUACAAAUCAGCCACUCUGUAGGAUGGGCUAUGAACAAACUCAUUUGAUGUAUAUAUAUAAUAUUUAAAUAAUGUACAGAUGCUUUGUUUCAGAAGUGCUAUUUUCUUGUACAGAAUGGUCUUUAUGUCUGUUGAUUUGCAUUCAGUGGUUAAUUUUAAAUAACAUAGUUUCUCCGUCCGCUUCAUUAAUUAUAGGCUUUUGAAGUUGGCAAGAUAUGUAAUGCACAAAGCUGAUCUUAUUAUAAUAAGGGGAGGGGAGUGUCAGAAUGCCAGACAAUACCACAUUCUUCUUCUUGCUAUGCAAAUAAUAGCAUGCAGACACACUGCUGGGGCUUAAUUCUUUUCUUUCUCUCUCUCUUUUACUGUUAAUUCACAAUACUAUUUGAAGGAAUGCUUUGGAGUAGGUCACUCUGCAGAUUGUCCCCCAUUCUGUUUGGAAACUAGGUGCUCAUUUCCACAUUUUUUACACCAAAUGAACUCCAGUUUCAAGGCACAUGUUUUAUUUCUCAUUCAGUCAGGUCUUCACUUUUAUGGAUCUGAUUAUUCAUGGAUUUGACUAAUAUGCUUUCUCUAGAAAUCCCUAGGUCCUUAAGCAUUACUCUGUGGUCAACAUCCAUCACAGAGUUGAUUGAAAGACCUAGAGAAAACAUUCCUCUAGCCAUGUGUAGGCCUCCAAUUUGAUUCCAUCUGGAAGAAGCUGAUCAUAGAAUUGCAUUGGAGGACCUAAAUAUUUCUAAAGAGGUGUUAUCUCAGUUAAUAGUAUUUUUUUUAUUUGCCAUUUUCCCACCUUUGCAGUAGUCCUGCACUCCAAACCCCAUGAAAGUAGAGGCUGACAUUAUAUCUCUUUAUCACUUCACAAGACUAUAUGGCAACAGCCACACAUAGGUCACUCACCAGAAACUGCCUACAAACAUGUUGCCUUUUGUUGUCUAAUCAUUAAUACAUAAAUAGGGACUGUCACUAUGUGUGUUUAGUGAGUGGCAGCACAUACAUGCGUAUAUUCCCUAAAACUACAAAUCUCACGACAACCUAAAAAGACAUCAACACAAAUGUCUUGGUGUGAAAUCACAUGACAGUGAAGAUUUCAAUAAGAAACUUUUAGACUGGCAUAUGCCAUAGAAUCUUUUUUCCAAAUCUUAUGAUUGCUGCUACUCAGAAAUCAUAGGGGCAUAUUGUAAAUUUGGAUUGCAAUAGGUGUUUGAUUCCUGACUAACCCAGGAAUCAUACAUUAUACAAGUGUAUCUCAGCAUGCAGCAUACUUUGGACAGGAGGUCCUUCACAGUUUAUGUAGGGCCAAAUUAUAAUAAAAUGCUAUACAUAUCUAUACAAAUGCUGCUGAGUUUUGUAGGGCUUACUCCCGGGUAAGUAAACAUUGGACUUGUAGCCUUGAUUGGUUUUGCAAUCCUAGUGGGUCUGUAAAGCGACCAUUUUCCAGAUGAUUAAGAAUAGGUUUCCUAUUGUCGGAAUUCCUAAGCAAUUACAACCCGUGGUGGAAAAGUCCCUUCUUCUUAAAAAUCUUACACACAAACCUGACCACCACAAAGCCAAUGCAGCAAUUUAUUUUUAUUAGGGAGCUUUUCCCAUUCUCCAGUUCUAGUUCAACAUUCAAGCCAUCAUAUCACACUGACUCUUUAUGGAUGGUGAUGUCCACUUCCAUUUCUGGUGGAAACAGCAGAUUCCAGCAGAAUAAUAUGAUUAGAUCUUGGCCUUUAUUUAUUAUCUUUUAGAGUGGGACAGACAUUUCUUACCUUUUAGAGUGGGCAAUUAACUGCCAUCAUUUCUUUGCUUGCCCAUUCCCUCCUUGGGCAAAACAGACUACUGUCCCCCUGGGAACCAAUGAAUUGUGCUGUUAUAUGAUCUUUCUUAACUGUUUUUCACUUUCUGGUGAGAAGCAGCCGUGAGAACAUACAGGAGGAUUCCAAAUGGUGGAAAGCAACAAUAUUUGGAAAUCCUCCCAACAACGUCCUGCAUGAGAGGCAUGGCAAAUAUACAUUUGGAAACACUCUUUCACUUCAUAUCUAGAAUAAGCUGCCUCAGCUAGUUCUACUCCCAUUAUCCCAAAGGUUGAUUGGAAUCACCAAUUUUCCAUUUAGGUCAUAUGUGCAAACCCUUAGCAUUAAAAAAGACUUUGUUGACAAAAGCAUAUAUAAUACGUUUAAUAUGGGAUGUGGGAUAUUUCUCACAUAAAAGUUAUGUGUUUUUUCACAUGAGAGUGUUUAUACUCUCACUGAUACUAAUCCAUUCCUUUAGUAUAUAUAUAUGGGAUGUUUCCUCCCAGUCAUUUGAAGCAUGAUCCCACUAUUUAGUACGAAAGAACACUAUAAAGUAAAUAUUACACCCUUUAAUAUGUAUCUUCUCUAAGCAAACAUAUAUGUAAGCAUUUUAUAUAGAAUCUCAAGGGGGUUGGGAUGGAUGGCCGUUGUGGUCUCUUCCAACUCUAUGGUUCUAUGAUCCUAUAUUCCAGUGGUUCUCACCCUGUGGGUCCCCAGGUGUUUUGGCCCACAAUUCCCAGAAAUCCAAACCAGUUUACCAGCUGUUAGGAUUUUUGGGAGUUGAAGGCCAAAAUAUCUGGAGACCCACAGGUUGAGGACCACUGAAAUAUUCAUAAAUCCUGUAUUCUUUGAAUGGCUAAUAAAAAUAGGCAUAAUUCCAGGCUGGAAACACAGUUUUUCAGUACUGGAUUAAAUGGUCUAAAUUAUUUUAAAACCAUUGAGUUAAAGUUUAUUUCCUAUCACAAAAAGAAAAUCUUUAAUUAAUGCUAAGGUUUAGAUUCCAUUUUGAUAGGAAUAUAAUGAUAUUAAGUUUGCUAAAAUGAGUGUUUUGCCCAACAGUGCAGUAAUGUAUAUGGGAAAGAUAAAACUUCCUUCUGGAGGGAGGCAUGUGAGUUUUUGAUCUGAUGCAUUCUUCUCUGUGUAAUUCAUUUGUGGUGCCUGUAGCCAAUGAAGGGAGAUGACUCCUGGAUUGCUGCAGCUCUUCAUAAAUACACAAUGCAGCUUACAAACAUUUCAGCCUAUACUCUUGCCAAAGGAAUCCCACUGGACAAGUAUAUGAAACCAGGGAAAUUGCAAAUAUGUUUGCUCAAGUACUGUGGGCCAUACCUGCUGAACACAGGCUGAUUCGUUGUUUUGUGUAGUAUGUAUUUAAAUAUAACCCAACUUCAGUAAUUAUUUUUAAUACUGCUGUACUGUGUUUGCUAUUAUUGUGAGAUGCAUUUUUUUAAACCCCUUCAGCCCUAAAAUCGAGUAUAUUUUCGCUGGAUGUGCUUUCCACUAUCCUCAGCCCUCCUCACAAAUCAUAGCAGAUCUAGAUUAUGUGUCUAAUGGAACUUUUUUAGAAAUAGGAUGUGAUGCUGUGGCUACAUGCUUUUGUAUGGAGCCCUAUGUUAUAUUGAAAAAUAAGUGGCUGACGAAUGCUCACUUAUAUAUAGAAUUUACUCCUGUGUUAUUUAAACUGGUAGAAAUAAUUCAGACCAGGAAACAGGGGUUGUCAUGGAGUAGAAGUUUAGGUUUUAUGCUCUGCAGGUUUCAGUCAAGAGAAUCUUAAGGGAAGGGUUUUUUCCAAUGCCUUGUUAAACAAAUACAAACUUAAGACUGUUUCAGAAAAAUUCCCUUUGGUUUCAGUGAAGUCUUCUGCCUGCGUAAAGCCAUGAAAGAAAGCAAAACGACUUAACGUACAGUUAAGAAUCAAAGCAAGAAUUUGGUUGAAUACAGUGAUGUGAAAAGACAUCUCAGCUAAUGCUUUGCACAGCACUUUCAAAGAGGCAUUUGAACAUAAACCCGCAGUGAUGUAUUUGCUAUAGUAAUAUAGUGCUAUAUUUACACACAAAAACACCCCCACAUGCAUUGUGCACAGUUUGUUGGGCAUAAUGCUACACUAUUCCUAUCUGCUCGGGCAAUUCUUCAGAUAUAUUGUUUAAAAACAAAACAAAAACUGUCAUUAUGAUCUCAUUCUCUCUCUGUAAAGGAGUACAAACUUCACUGAAUUCUGGGGCUGAUCACAGCUUGUCACAUUUGCAUCCUCUGAAUACACUGUGCUUUUUCCAAAGUGUCAAAUAAAACACAGUAAACCGCA
This is a messenger RNA of Anolis sagrei ordinatus, 10110 nucleotides long. RefSeq names its product heat shock protein family A (Hsp70) member 12A (gene HSPA12A). The record is from RefSeq and is a predicted model, not a curated record. Lineage: Eukaryota; Metazoa; Chordata; Lepidosauria; Squamata; Anolidae.